AUGUCUAGUGGCGAAGUGGCGACGGAGGUCGUGAACAAAAACAAGCGCUUCCGCAAAGAUAAACCAUGGGAUACCGAUGAUAUUGACCAUUGGAGAAUUGACAAGUUUACGCAAGAAGACAAUCCACACCCGUUCCUGGAGGAAAGCAGUUUCGCCACGUUGUUUCCGAAGUACCGUGAAAAGUAUCUGCGCGAGAUUUGGGGACAUGUGACGACAGCUCUGGAGAAGCAUGGUAUUGCUUGCACGUUGGACUUGGUUGAGGGGUCCAUGUCUGUCCGCACCACCCGGAAAACCUUUGACCCGUAUAUCAUUCUGCGUGCGCGCGAUCUCAUCAAGCUGCUGAGUCGUAGCGUGCCCUUCACACAGGCCGCGAAGAUUCUGCAAGAUGAUAUGGCGUGCGAUGUUAUCAAGAUCGGGAAUAUCGUGCGCAACAAGGAGCGCUUUGUGAAACGCCGCCAGCGCAUUAUUGGGCCCAACGGCAACACGCUAAAGGCCAUUGAGCUACUGACGGGGUGCUAUGUGCUAGUACAAGGUAAUACAGUGAGCGCGAUGGGCUCGUACAAGAGCCUGAAGGAGGUCCGGCGUAUUGUGCUAGACUGCAUGAAAAACAUCCAUCCCAUCUACCACAUUAAGGAGCUCAUGAUCAAGCGUGAGCUUGCUAAGGACCCGAAGCUAGCAACUGAGUCGUGGGACCGCUUCUUGCCGAAGUUCAAGAAGCAGAAUGUCAAGUCGAAGCCGCGCAAAGAGGCGCCUAAGAAGAAGGUGUACACACCAUUCCCACCUGCGCCUCAGCCUAGCAAGGUGGAUCUGCAGCUUGAAAGCGGCGAGUACUUCCUCAAGCCACAUGAAAAGAAGCGGAACGAACAGGCCAAAAAGCUGGAGGCCCAAGCAAAGCAUGCCGUCGAACGUGAGCGGGAACGCGAAAAGGCGUUCAUUGCGCCCGAAGAGCCUCUCCCCAGCGAUACAAAGAAGAAAGAGAAAAAGUCCAAGAGCAAGGAUUCGUCUAAGAAGCGAAAGCGCGAGUCAGACUAG
This is a messenger RNA of Malassezia sympodialis ATCC 42132, 1032 nucleotides long. It is a transcript of the gene KRR1, whose product is annotated as ribosome biosynthesis protein KRR1. Lineage: Eukaryota; Fungi; Basidiomycota; Malasseziomycetes; Malasseziales; Malasseziaceae. Gene Ontology annotation, cellular component: small-subunit processome; nucleolus. The record is from RefSeq and is a predicted model, not a curated record. Gene Ontology annotation, molecular function: RNA binding.